This is a messenger RNA of Aureobasidium uvarum, 1614 nucleotides long. The record is from the annotation of a GenBank genome assembly. Lineage: Eukaryota; Fungi; Ascomycota; Dothideomycetes; Dothideales; Saccotheciaceae.
AUGGAGCGCGGCAUCUGCCAUGCUUUUCAGCGAGGCAACUGUCGCUUCGGCUCGAAUUGCAAGUACAGCCACGACAUGUCUGCUGCGCCUGAAGGACGUACCGUAUUCACCCAGCCGUGUCGCUUCCUCAACACUCCCCAAGGCUGCAGAUUUGGCACCACCUGCAACUUCUCACACGACAACACAGUCGCAAACACUUCACAGCCCCGCAGACAUAUAAACAACACUUCCUGGAACGAGCUUGACAAAUGGAAGAAGGAUGCCGCCAGCUAUCAGCCUCUUGGCUUUGGACUGAAGAAGUUCUUCGACCAAGCAUUGCAUCUCGUCAACAUCGAUGAUGCAUCCCGCCAAGACGUCAUCAGAACUCUCGCCUCGGCCAGUGGCUUGAACAAAGUGCUCGAAGUCGCAAACCAGGAUUUUGGAAACAUGUCUGAGAAGGUUAUGAGGCAUGUCUUCGUCACUCAAAUCGUUCCCAUGUUCCAAAGUCUUUCGGAGCAGCAUGUUUUGUCUUCACCUCUCCUCGAACGUCAUCUGGGCAGUAUCUGCAAUGUCCUCUACGGUGUUACAGGUACCAGAGGCGAGCAUCUGUUCGCCGCAGUCGUUCGAGUGUUGACCACCUUGAUGCCAACCCCGGACAUCAAUUUCUACACUUCUCUUGAGGCAUCGCUUGCAGUCCUAUCAAAGGUCAUCGAGUACAACGGUACAGCCAAGGUGACUCCCUGCUACGAGGCAUUUGCAAUCACUCUGGCAACCAUGACCGCUCCACAACUCGAUCCAGCCAAGGACAUGUUAUGUUACCAGGCAAAAAAGCACUUGUACUGUAUCAACAAACGCCUGGGAAUUGGCAAGAGUAUCAAGAGCAUGGCAUCUACAAUGACUCUGGGAACUGGCGCAAAGCCACAGUUCGUUUUGCAGCGGAGCAAGCCAGGACAGCUCUCCAAUGGUCGUCCCAGGCACGAUAACGACUUUACUUCCAUUGAGAACAUCCGUAUCAUGCCGACCUCUGAAGAGAUUCAGAGCACUCAUGCUGAGUAUCUUCCCUUGCAAGACCCUUCGACCUGGCACAAGCAGGGCAUUGAUGGUCUACUUGAUCGUCACUUCAGGUUGCUACGUGAGGACACGAUUGGUCAGCUACGCGACAGCGCCAGGAUCGAGUUUGAUGCUUUGCAAGGUGUGUAUCAAUCGAAAGGCAAGCUUCGAAGAUACACAUACCAGAACGUGCAAGUAGAGUGGACCAGAUUCGACAGUUUCAAAGGGCCGGAGUUUGGUAUCAGCUUCGAUCAGCCACAAGAGCUACACCUCAAUUCAAACAAGCAACGCACAGAGUGGUGGAGUCAAUCCAAGAGAUUGGAAGGUGAUGCACUUAUUUGUCUCAUCAGUUCCACACAAGCCGUUGUCUUCUGCAGCGUCUGUUACCAGGAUCAACCUACCAAAGACCGUGGCGCGACAAAGGACGUCAUAACAUACAUCGAUGAGCGUGUAUGUAUCAUUGCUCGACCAAUCGAGAUGAGCCCAGGGGCUAUUGCCCACAUUCUAGGUACGUUUNNGUCCAUAGCCAAGUUUGAGAACCAACGUUCUCCAAUCAUACAUAUCCCGCUGAGAAUUCAAUCGUGA